Messenger RNA from Symbiodinium natans, 441 nucleotides. NCBI's taxonomy places the organism in Eukaryota, Dinophyceae, Suessiales, Symbiodiniaceae. The record is from the annotation of a GenBank genome assembly.
AUGGAAUUGCCUUACGUGCCCGGCCUGUUAAUUCGCCCCUUGCAUGACAUUGUGAGAUGUGAGACAGGGACGACGCCAGAGAAGCCCUCCGCGCAAACAGCCGCCCCGCCGACUUUCUUCUUCCCCGCCAUGACCCUGACCUGCCUAGAGGGGGUCAACUCGCUUCUGCGGGAGGCGGCCGGGUGUGUUGCGACAACAGCGUGGGCAUGGGAUCUCACACCUGAGGACUGUCGUCCUGAGAAUAUCGCCCCGCUCAUGGGCAGCAACUGGCAGAAGAACCGCCAGACCCUCUGCUCGGAGGCGCAGGAGGGCAGCGACGAAGCCAAGGAGUCAGACCCGGAGUCCAUGGUUGAGGUGAUCUACGAUCCCGACUGGGAUGUUUACUACGAUCCCGAGACGCAUGAAUACUACGAGCUGAUCGAGGAGGAGUUGCAAAAGUGA